CUCAUCGGAGGAUUGUUGCUACAACAGAGAGUUUGUUGUUGUUGGCUAGGGUUCUUAUCGAUUUGUAAUUUGGGGAACUCCAUUGAUUCCGGUGAUGAAUGAGGUUGCUGAGAUUGCUCAACAAACGGAUUCGAUUCAGGAUCCUAAGGUAACUCCAGGUGAUGAUACUGUUGUUGAUUCGAGCGGGGAUGGUCACGAAGCCAUUAAUGAUGAUGAUGAUAUUGCAGCUUCUUCACCUAUGGAACUCGAUUCAGCUGUUACAAAUGACGAUGACCAUGCUAGGGUUUCUGAGAGUGAGAGAUCGGAGAAAAAUGGUGUCGUAGGGAGUGAGGAGGAAGAUGAUAUUAGUGAAACGAAAUCUGAGAUUAAAAGCGAGGACGUUUUAAUUGAUAAGGAUGAUGAUAGUUCUGAGCAUAAAGAAGAAGAAGAAGAUGGCUCCGAUGAUCAAUCUAGUGAGCUUGGUUCUGAAGCUGAUGAGAAGAAUUUGGAUUUGAAGGAAGAGAAAAUAGGAGUUUCGGAUUAUAAAUCUCUUUUAUCUGAGUUUGAUGAUUAUGUUGCGAGUGAGAAAAUGGGUUCUGGAGUGUCGAGGGCAUUGAGUUAUGGGUUUGAAGUUGGAGAUUUGGUUUGGGGUAAGGUAAAGUCUCAUCCUUGGUGGCCUGGUCAUAUAUUUAAUGAAGCUUUUGCGUCUCCUUCUGUUCGUCGUAUGAGGAGGAUUGAUCAUGUUCUUGUUGCGUUUUUCGGGGAUAGUAGUUAUGGCUGGUUUGAUCCUGCUGAGCUUAUUCCUUUCGAACCUAAUUUGGAGGAGAAAUCACAGCAGACUGUUUCGAAGCAUUUUGUUAGAGCUGUGGAGGAAGCCAUGGAUGAGGCGAGUAGAAGGUCAGCUCUUGGUUUGACUUGUAAAUGUCGGAAUCCUUAUAACUUUAGGCCUACUAAUGUGGAAGAUUAUUUUGCUGUUGAUGUGCCCGAUUACGAGCUUCAAGCCGUUUACUCUGCUGACCAGAUUAAGAAUUCUAGGGAUAAGUUUUUACCCGUUGAAACCCUAUCGUUUGUGAAGCAAUUGGCGUUAGCACCUCAAGAGUGUGAUCCAGACAGUUUAAAGUUUAUGAAGAAGAAAGCAGUGGUUUUUUCUUUCCGCAAGGCAGUGUUCGAGGAGUUUGAUGAAACCUAUGCACAGGCCUUUGGAACAAAAUCUGCACGCUCUUCAGUGAGUUCGCAUGAAUCUCAUAAUAGAGCACCGCCUCGAGCUCCCUUGAGUGGCCCCCUGGUCAUAGCAGAAACGCUAGGUGACCUGAAGAGCUCUAAAAAACCCAAAAAGGUUAAGGACUCUAAAAAAAAGGACAAGUAUCUUCUCAAAGGAAGGGAUGAAGCUGGUGAUAAGUCUGUUCAAUUUGGCCAAAUUGAAGCAAGUUCAUUAACUUCUCAUAUCCAGGGAAUUGAUGGAUCUUUGGACGGGGAUUUUGUGCUGCAGAGAAGAGCUCCAAUGCUUCAAACUCCAGUGAAAGAUGAGCAGUCUGGGAUUGUCGGCAUUGAUUUUGCCUCUUCAAGUGCAGCUAUUCCUGGUAAAGAAUGGUCAGUUCCAAUGCUCUCUCUUGAUGAAGAAAAGGGUUUAGCCGAAGAAUCAAAGGAGAAAAUGGAAGAAAGGUCUGAUGUACUUCCAGAGCAUGGGAAAUCUGAAGCUAUGGCGAGUCGUAAAGAAGAGGCUGGAACAGAUCUUGGAUCAGCUGAAAGCUCUCUCCAACCCCUGCUUGAGUCUCAUACCUCAGCAUCUGAGGGGAAAAGUUCCACAGGCUCUGUAAUCAAGAAAGUCAAAGUUUCUAAACGAUCUUCAAGUGAAAUGGGCUCAGAGGAUCCACCUUCGGAGCCAAAAAAGAAAAAGAAAAAGAAGAAAGAGCAUGACUCUGACCAUGCAGUGAAGAGAAAGUUUUUGUCUUCCGGGGAAGCUGGGGCCAAGAAAUUGUCCCAGCUUGGUUCAAUGCAUUUACAGUCGUAUAUGGAAGUCGAUGUGCCGCAGCUGUUGAGUCAUUUGCAAGAUCUCUCUCUUGACCCUUUCCAUGGUUCAUCAGUUACUUCUUUUGGAGCUGCUAGGAAAUUUUUUCUCCGUUUCCGUUCACUUAAUUACCAGAAAAGCUUGUCUGUAUCUUCCUCUGAUGCUACUGUCGAAAAUGCCAGAGACACAAAACCCUCAAAACCUGUCAAGACUGUGAAGAGAACUGAAGACCCAUCAAAAGCUGGAAAAAAACGUCUCUCUUCUGAUCGUCAAGAUGACAUCCCAUCAGCUAAGAAGCUGAAGAAAACUAAUCAGUUGAAAUCAAUGACUUCUGAGAAGAAGAUCAGCCGAGAAGCAAAGGAUAGUAUAAAACCAGUAAGAGAGCAAAGCAGUGCGGUACAAGCAAAAGCAGCCAGAGCUCAAACCGGGAAGAAAACGGCUCCAUCAGUUAAGGUGGUUGAGCCCACAAUGCUGGUCAUGAAAUUCCCACCUGGCACGUCUCUCCCUUCAGCUGCAUUACUAAAGGCGAGAUUUGGUCGCUUCGGGCUGUUAGAUCAAUCCGCCAUUAGAGUUUUCUGGAAAUCAUCGACCUGCCGUGUUGUGUUUCUGUACAAAGCCGAUGCACAGACUGCUUUUCGAUAUGCAACAGGAAACAACACUCUAUUUGGAAAUGUGAACGUAAAGUACUUUCUCCGUGAUGUGGAUGCUCCUAAAGCCGAGCCUCGUGAACCAGAAAACACAAAGGAAGAUGAUGAACCACAGAGUCAGUGGCUAGACCAAGCACCACCACUUCACCAACCAACCUUACCACCACCAAACGUCAACCUCAAAUCCUGCUUGAAGAAACCAGUUGAUGACCCGAGCAGUAGUAGCAACAACGGAAAUGGUAACCGCGCAACUGUAAGAGUCAAAUUCAUGUUAGGGGGUGAAGAAAACUCGAGUAAAGCAACCACCGAGCCACCACCAGUCACAACAACCUCGAAUAGAAACAGUGGACCUUCUUCAUCAUCAUCAUCUGUUGCAAUGGAAUUUGUUAGUAAGAAGUUUCAAAACGUUGUUCAUCAUCAACAGCUUCCUCCUUCUACAUUGCCUCCAAUUCUUCCUCUCCCUCCACAAUACACAAAACCACAACAACAUCCCAUUAAACCAGUAGACCAUGUCGAACCACCGCUGCCACCUUCAAGAAACUUCCGUGGCCCGAACCCAGCGGUUAGCGCUGGAGACAUCUCUCACCAGAUGCUCAACCUUUUGUCAAAAUGCAACGAAGUAGUGGCUAAUGUCACGGGCUUAUUGGGCUACGUACCUUACCAUCCCUUGUAACAAAACGAAGCCCGUUGAGAGAAAAUGUGAGUGUUUGUUUGGUUUUGGUGAUAUAUUUGUAUGUUACGUAUUAGUUUGGUUCGUUAAUUUAUAAUGAAUCUCUCUCCCUCUCUCCUUGUUUUAUUUUUCGUGUCUUGAACUUGUAUGUUUUGAUAUUUGAUGCACUAUGCCGAACCAAUUCCAUUGU
Molecule: messenger RNA, 3494 nt
Organism: Arabidopsis arenosa
Lineage: Eukaryota; Viridiplantae; Streptophyta; Magnoliopsida; Brassicales; Brassicaceae
Source: the annotation of a GenBank genome assembly